Molecule: messenger RNA, 300 nt
Organism: Lathyrus sativus (Indian pea)
Lineage: Eukaryota; Viridiplantae; Streptophyta; Magnoliopsida; Fabales; Fabaceae
Source: the annotation of a GenBank genome assembly
AUGAGGCCUUUCUUCUUGGUUGGUUCAAGCAAUACACACAUUUACCUGUGGGAGUUCAAUAAGGACAAAGCUAUUGCUACAUACGGGGUGCUGCUUGCUGCUAAUGUCCCUCCACCAUAUGAUCUUGCGUCAAUUUCAGCUUUACAAUUUGACCACUUUGGGCAUCGUUUUGCCAAUGCUGCAUUAGAUGGAACCGUCUGCACAUGGCAGCUAGAGGUAGGAGGAAGGAGCAACGUUCGUCCAACAGAAUCAUCCCUCUUCUUUAAUGGCCAAGCAUCGUAUGUAAACUUUGUUUUGUAA